ACUGCCAGCUUAACUGUUUAACUGCCAGUUUAACUGCCAGUUUAACUACCAUCUUAACUGCCAGUUUAACUGUUUAACUGCCAUUUUAACUGCCAGUUUAACUACCAUCUUAACCGCCAGCUUAACUGUUUAACUGCCAGCUUAACUGUUUAACUGCCAGUUUAACUACCAUCUUAACUGCCAGCUUAACUGCCAGUUUAACUGUUUAACUGCCAUUUUAACUGCCAGUUUAACUGCCAUUUUAACUGCCAGUUUAACUGCCAUCUUAACUGCCAGCUUAACUGUUUAACUGCCAUCUUAACUGCCAUCUUAACUGCCAGUUUAACUGCCAUCUUAACUGCCAGCUUAACUUUUUAACUGACAGUUUAACUAGCUUGUCGGAGAAGACGCUUUUAUUUUGUUGCUUCCGGUGAGUGUUACUCAGAUUCGGGCAUAGUACCUGGUCAAGAAGAGGCUUUCAGGAUCUCAAACAUCUCUCUGAGAGGAUUACCAAAUAUGAAAGCAGCAGGACAACGCAUACACAAACACGGAUAUAAAGGCAAAUUGAGGAGACCAGCAGCUCGGGUACCAGCGGAGGAUAUAACGGGUCACCUCUCGGACAGGUUGGACACAGAGAUGGGAGUGGAGGAGCUAUGACACGGACACACCGGGCGGGAAGGAUGGCUCUAACCAGCCGGGAAAUGAUGUGCUUGAUCGGAUCCGCCUGUCUCUGGCUGCCGUUGUUGGCGGAGGUGGUGGCUGAGGACAGUUACUUAAACGAGGUGCAGAACUCAGUGCCUCUGUCCUGCUCUGAGGGAUUCACAGAGUUGGGAUACUACAACGGCACCGUGUCUCAGACGGACUCUGGCGCCCCCUGUCUGAAGUGGACCGAGUUUCCAGACUACGUCAUGCAGUACCCGGGCCGAGGGCUGGGCGACCACAGUUACUGCAGGAACCCAGACCGAGAGUCCAACCCCUGGUGUUUCUUCAGACAAAACUCUGGAGCCAUCGGAUGGGCCUACUGCGACUGCCACCAGGGUGCAGCGCGUCUGGUGGGCAGCUUGUCUUCCGGCAGUGGGCGUGUUGAGGUCUACCUGAACGGCCAGUGGGGGGCGGUGUGUGACUCCCACUGGUCAGACCGAGACGCCAGUGUGAUCUGCAGGCAGCUGGGCCUGGGUGACAUUGGCGCGGCGUUGCAGCACUCGCAGUUCGGCUCAGGCUCCGGCCUCUUCCACUACGAGCGUCUGGGUUGCCGCGGUGACGAGAACACUCUGAGUAAGUGCCGGAGCAGGACGUUCGUCACCGGUGACUGUAGCCAUGGAAACGAGGCCGCAGUGGUGUGUGCGCCGCCGGAAGGCAGUGGCCCUCCGCUGCGAUUGGUCGGAGGCGAGGAAGACUUUGAAGGUCGAGUGGAGGUGUUUCACGCAGGAAGGUGGGGCUCCGUCUGCGACGACCAGUGGGACGACAGAGAUGCUGAGGUGGUGUGCAGACAGCUGGGUUUCGGGGGUGUGGCGAAGGCCUGGUCGUGGGCUCACUUCGGUCAGGGUUCAGGCCCGAUCCUGUUGGAUGCUGUGAAGUGCACAGGAAACGAGCUCUUCCUGGAACAGUGUCCCCACGGUGACUGGGAGCAGCACAACUGUGACCACAUGGAGGAUGCUGGGGUCUCCUGCAGCCCUUAUACAGAUGGUGUGGUGCGUCUGGUUGGAGGAGACAGUCCCUGGGAAGGUCGGGUGGAAGUUCUCCACAACGGCGACUGGGGGACGGUGUGUGACGACCACUGGAGCCAGCAGCAUGCAGACGUGGUCUGCAGACAGCUGGGCUACAGGGGUCACGCUGAGGUCGUAGCAGACGGGGCGUUCGGCGAGGGCGUCGGUCUGAUCCUCAUGGACGAUGUCCACUGUGAGGGAUCCGAGACCUCCCUGCUGGACUGUCCACACGGGAUCUGGGGCCGCACCGACUGCUCCCACAGUGAGGUUGUUGGCGUUCGCUGCAGGAGCCGAUCCAGCCAAGAAACCAAUGAAGUGCCCGUUAUCGCACCUUCCACUGGUCCCCUGGUGCGUCUUGUGGGUGGCAGCAGCAGAAAGGAGGGUCGAGUCGAGGUGUAUCUCCAUGGCGACUGGGGAAGUAUUUGUGACUCAGGCUGGAACGACCUGAAUGCAGCCGUGGUGUGCAGACAGCUUGGACACAGUGGUGGAGCGGUAGCAGCCGGAGGGUUCGGUCAGGGGAAAGGGCCCAUCCACCUGGACCAGGUGAGGUGCACGGGGAAGGAGGAGUUCCUGGGAGAGUGUCCCUCUCUGGGCCAGAGCAUCCGGGGCUGCAGACGCCGGCUGGACGCAGGGGCGAGGUGUGACGUCACGCCGCGGGAGUCGGCGGUACAGGCCAAGCCUCAAGAGCUGAGCUGUGGGCUGAGGAAGCUGGUGGAGGCGGAGAGCAAGAGGAGGAACCAGGGGGAGGAAAACAUGCUCAGCACCACGUGGCCAUGGCAGGUUUCCGUGUGGCUUCAGUCUCAAGAAGAAGAUGGCGGUCCUCUCUGUAGCGGCACUCUGAUCAGUCCUUGCUGGGCCCUGACAUCCGCAUACUGCGUCAGCAGGUUUGGCAGCGACCCGUCCAGGUACGUGGUGCGCGUCGGGGCUUCAGAGCAGACCGUCAUCCCGGAGCAGGUGGUGGUUCACAGGAAGUUCAAGGGUCAGAGCGGAGGUCACGAUCUGGCUUUGUUGAAGCUGCCCAGCACCAAGGGUCACUGUCUGACGUUUGACCCCGACACCAACGCAGCGUGUCUUCCUUCUGCCGACGUGGCAUCAGGGGGGAAUUCUCCAUCUUCUUGCGUUGUCAUGGUUACCGCUAGCUGGACAGGACCAGACUCAGUCCUCGCUUCCUGGGUCCCUCUGAUGUCAUCGUGGCAAUGUAAGAAGCACUACGGCGACAGCUUCUCCAGCCACGGCACCCUGUGUGCUGGCAGUCCUCCAGACACCAGCCUCCUCCAUGACGACAGUUGUCAGGGCAACUCUGGAGGCGGGCUGGUGUGUCAGGGCGAGAUGGGUCGCUGGGUCCUCACAGGGGUCGUUGCCGGGGGUUACGGCUGCGCCGGCCCCUCCUCUCCCGCGCUCUACACUCGAGUCAGCCGCUUCAGGAGCUGGAUCGAGGAGGUCACCAACACGCGAGCACAUCCAGAGGAACCGCACGCACACACAGAAGAUCUGACACGCGUUGACAAUGACCUAACACACACGCACGAGGAACACGCCCACGGCGAGGGCAAGGAUGAAUACUUCCAUGUGCACGGCAAGCUCAAACACACACACGAUCAACAAGAAACAAAUGAAAUCAGCGAUAUUAAACAAAAACAUCAUUCACACACAAACCAGCACGCACGCACCCACCAUGUAGAAAAUGACGACACAAACACACAAAUUCUGGUCUGAUUGAGGCCGUGCCAUUGGCUUACCAUCUGUGCCAUGUGACCGCGUAAGGAGGAGGAAGGAGAGUUAAAGGAAGACAAAAGUAAACUUUAAAAGAAAAGAAAGAUGCUCCUAACUUAGGUCAGUGCAAACGGCCGUCUCUGUGCUCAUUUCAAAUCUGAACUCAGUGUUGUGUUUGCGGUUGCUAAUCGUCGGACGAGUACAGCAGUGUGGGCAGACCUUCCCGAGCUGCCAGGAUGACAGAGUGUGUGGGCGAUUUGUGGUGCUUUACAUGUGAGCUACAGCCUGUUGAGAGGCAGCACGAUGACUGAUGGGGGGUCAGCAACGUUUAGGUAGAGCCUGGCAUGCUGAUCGGGGCCUUUCACUGAUACUGAAAAUCAAAAAAUCAGCAUGGCAUGUAUUUUAAGGACAAUAGUGUUAAAAAAUAUUCUGGGGAUAUUUCUAAGAUGUUCACAUAACAAUCUAUGCUAAAAUUCACUCAUUAAUGUGUGUCCUCUGUGUGUUUAGUAACAAAAAUCAACCAACUAACCACUAGAACAUCUAGAAUAAAGGCUGACUGUAAAUCAUCAUGUCCUUCUAAAAUUAUUAGCAUAGAUUAACCCCAAACUCCUGCAUCAGAUGUCACAGUUCGGGGCUCGUCUCUUCAGGCUGUUGUCUUAUACCUUUACUGGUGAAAGUGCUGUUUAGACCCAUGACUAAGCUAUUUAACACAGGACCAUACCAGUGAUUUUUCACGUUUUAGUGUGUUUAUUCCCUUUACCAAUGAUGUAUACACUACUGCUGACUAUUUCAGGCUUAAAAGGCUGUUUAUUAAUGGUUGAUAAAUUGUUUACUAGUAAUUUAUAGAUCUGUUAUAAAUGUUUAAUAAGAACAUUUACUAACCUCUGCUGUUGGCUUAUUCGAAACAGAACUUGUGACCCUUAUUAUUAAUGACUUAUUAACAUUUAUAAUGGCAGACUUGAUAGUAGAAACGAAGAUUCUGACUAUGAAUGGCUCACCAAGCAGAGAGAUUUUUCACAACCUGGCAAACCAAAAGCAAUAAUAUAUUAUCAUCGGGGGUACUGGCGCAACAGCUGUGGAUACCUCCCACAAGAGUGGCUGACUUCCUGUUUGGUUUUGGGUAUACCUCCAAGAGGCUUUUUUGUCCGUCUCCAAAUGUUACAUCUGCCUACCAAAUUUCAUUCAUGUAGGUGAAACCUGAACGAGGGGCUCAAUUUUUCCGACUUUGUAGGGGUGCUUGCGAGCCAUUUUGCAACAUCCAAGCCCGAAACCCUUAAAAGAACAAAUUUUACACCGCGUCUGAUAAGUGUGCAAACUUUAACAACUUUUCAAGCACCUUAAGGCCCUCAAAAAUGCAAAAAAUAAUAAGAAUUCCUACAGUCUCAAUGGGGCCUUCGCUGCCUGACGUGGUCGGUGCUUUGGCCCUAAUUAACCAUGAAUAAAGUCAUUACUUAAAAUUUAUAUAAUCCCUUUAUGAAGGGAGAAAGUGAUAACGUACAAUGCUCACAUCAAGGUCCGCAAUUAAAACCACACGAUGUAGAGAGACUUCCCCUUUUUGUGUCUUAAGUGUGGUGAUCUUCUCAAAAGUAUUUCCAGGAAGCUGUUGGUUUCCAUUGAUUUCACAAAUAAACUCUUGAAACAUGUAGAAUCCAUCACAAUAAAUGUUUAAAUCUGCAUUUAUUUUUGUCAAAGUCACAUCAUUGUUGAGAGGUACCGCAGUGCACUCUUUCUCAGAUCAAUUAAACUGCAUUACUUCACAACAAUAAUGGAGAAAAACAGAUGUGAUGGAUUACACAACUCAAGCAAGAGUCUGCUAAUUGAUUUCUAUUCCAAAGGGAAAACUGUAUGGAAACAAGUGGCUGCCUGGAAAAAUAUACACUAAGAAACUAAAACACUACAAUAUGCGUUUGUCAGCAGUUAUACCAAGUGUAUAUAAUCUGUUAUCUUUGUAGUUAAGGAGCUAAAACUUGCAAAAAAACAUUGGUAUGGUCCUUUUAAACUGUACAGAACAAUUCUCUCCUUUCAAAGCCAUUUGAAGCUGACUGUCGGGUCGUUAAAAAUAUCUUUUUGUACUGAUUCCAGCAGAUGGCUCUAGAUAGAUAGAUAGAUAGAUAGAUGGAUAGAUAGCUACUAUUCCUUGGAUUAGAUAGUAUGUGUUACUGCAUUCAUUCUUGACUGAAAUAGAUAGCCGAACUCUUGAAGUUAAAUGUUGUCUGUUCCGUUGUACUCUGAGCAGAUGUGUGAUCUAACCAGAAGAUGGCGACAUUUGCUGUAUUUUCACAGGGCCGUCGGUUGUUGGAUAACAUGGCCCUGAUGGUUGUUUUUAUACCGUUGCUAUAAGUGUAGGGACUUGAUUUGUGCUUUGAUGUACUGUGAACCAUUGUGUCGUGAAGCAUCUUGUAACCUGCAACUGCUGUUUCUCCAACAUGGACCUGUCCGAUGCCUGUUGUUAUAAUCCUGUACAUAAACUCAAUCCUAUCGCUACUCCUUCCCUCCUGAGAAUUGAUGUUUUAUCAUGCAGAUCCUGUAGGUUAAUGUAAAUACUGUAUGUCUGUGGCUGGGACGGUGAGGGGGCAGUGUAAAGCCUACAUUACCCGUGUUAAACCCGCCAGCUGUUCCUCAGUGUAAUGUGCUGAAUCAUGGUUGAGUAUUAAAACAUAUACCUGGUGAGAACAAGC
Molecule: messenger RNA, 6076 nt
Organism: Sebastes umbrosus (honeycomb rockfish)
Lineage: Eukaryota; Metazoa; Chordata; Actinopteri; Perciformes; Sebastidae
Product: neurotrypsin-like
Exons: 15
Coding region: 633-3401 (922 amino acids)
Biological process (GO): proteolysis
Cellular component (GO): membrane
Molecular function (GO): serine-type endopeptidase activity
Source: RefSeq, a predicted model, not a curated record